AUGGUCCUCUUCAACACAAAUGCCAAAAGUCCCCGCGACAUGUACUAUGGACCGUUCGCAACGUAUAAAGCGGACCUCGAAUGCCGACGAGUAGAGGAGCUUGAAGGCACGUCGUCACCGCCGCGUCGGAAACGAGCGCGUACGUUAAGGAAUAGCACUCCGCCAGAGCAAGAUGACCGUCGUUCAUCGGAGCCUCCGAAAGAGUUGACGCCAGAACCCCCGGAAGGCUAUCGUUAUGAUGACCGAUUUGCUUCUAACCCAUUGGUCUCUCCAUCGACAUACGUCAAGCAGUCCGGUCGAAGACAGCGCGUGUGGUUAUUUCUGGGUCCCACAUCAACCUGGUCCUUCAGUCGUCGCGUUCUCAGUGUCAUUCAAACGCGUUUAAAUCCCAACCAUUUCGCUCCCAUCCCCACCCCAGUGGAUGGCGAUGCCUAUCAAAUCCACUGGCGCAAGGCCAGCUCGGAAGAGGCUCCCGAUAUCAGUGGGCUUCCCUCGCUAGAACAUGCACUUUACAUUCUCAACACCGUCCAGUUUCAUUUUGGUCAUCUAUAUCGGAUGUUUGACGAGACUGAGUUCUUGCGCCACCUUUACGGCUUCUACGAGAAUGCCGCGGAGAAAGUGCAAGAAAGUCGUCUUUGGUACAUCCAGUUCCUGGUCAUUUUGGCUUUUGGUGAUGCAUUCUUGGCUCCUGUGCGCAAGGCAAAUAACACGGCCAGUUGGACGAAAUUCUUCUCCCGCGCGAUGUCACUUUUGCCAGAUACUACGGGCUUGUGGCAGGAGCCUACGUUGGCGAUUGAAGUCCUUGCUUUGAUUGCACUAUAUCUUCACUCUAUUGAUAUGAGGGACAACUCAUAUUGCUACAUCGGGCAAGCAAUGCGGGUGGCACUAGUGGAAGGGUUUCAUCGCGCGCUACCAGUCGAGCAACUCGGCCAGAAAUUAGUUGACAGGUGUAGCAAUAUCUGGUGGACGGUUUACAUUUUAGACCGCAAGUUCUCGUCUCUGCAGGGUUCGCCAAACUCUGUAAACGAUGAGGAUAUUACCACGGCUCUGUAUGAUGCCCGAUUGGGUUCUGACAAGGAGGCUGCAUUGAGUCUCCAUGUGAAGAUCUCUCAGGUGAUUACUCGUGUGCUCAACACGGUGUAUAGUGCCGAUGGGAGGCUAGGCGGCAGAUUUCUCCGCAAAGUGCGGUCUGUCUUGCAUGAGAUGACCGAUCUCUCUCGGGAAUUAGAGGAGGUUUUUGCCCAUCGCUUUUCUAACUCGGUUGAUGCCCUAUCGGGAGUAACCACACGAUUGACUCUGUCUUGCCACCUGUGCAUAAUCGUCACCACCCGCCCCCUCGUACUCAGUCUUCUCUGGGAACGACUCAGCUGUUUCGAGGAGGGCGACGUGUUCCGAACACUCUCAUCCCCUGUCCGCACACUUCUCGAAGCAUGCACCGAUUCCGCCACCAAAUCAUUACGGAUCCUAUCUGCACUCCGUGAUCAGAACAUCCUCGAAACCUUCCUCCCCUUCGACCUCGAAAACCUCUUUUCCUCCUUCUUCGUCCUCUCCCUCAUAUCCGCCAUCCUCCCAGACACCCUCCCGGACCCCAACUACCGCGAAAUGGGCUUCAGCCUCCUCGAUGAGAUGAUCUCACGCGGUAACCGCGUCGCACAGAUCCGCAAGUCCGAGAUCGAGCUGCUCGAGGAACUCUUCCAGCCCAUGACACAAUCAUAUAUGCAUCGCACCCAGCCCGGGGCGAAUGCACUCGCGCAUGUCAUGGCCCCGUUAGCCCCGAGUCAGCUUCCCGAGCAGGUCAACACCCCGAUGACCGCGUUGGAUACGACAGUCCCCACUUCGGCGAUGCCGGCUGGUCAGGAGGAGGAUUUAGGGUUUGACUGGCGAGAUCUGGGUCUGUCGAUGGAUCAUAUGCUCUCGGUGACGGAUCAGUUGGAUGCAAAUAAUUUGAUCCUGGAUGCGGAGCGGGAGGGGCUGCAGGCGGAUUUAUGGUUGUGGAGUGAUAAUCCUUGA
This is a messenger RNA of Aspergillus affinis, 2010 nucleotides long. RefSeq names its product putative C6 transcription factor. The record is from RefSeq and is a predicted model, not a curated record. The coding region runs from base 1 to 2010 and encodes 669 amino acids. Gene Ontology annotation, molecular function: sequence-specific DNA binding; zinc ion binding. NCBI's taxonomy places the organism in Eukaryota, Fungi, Ascomycota, Eurotiomycetes, Eurotiales, Aspergillaceae. Gene Ontology annotation, biological process: DNA-templated transcription; positive regulation of transcription by RNA polymerase II. Gene Ontology annotation, cellular component: nucleus. The transcript has 8 exons.